AUGGAUUGCAAGGAGGCAUUGGCAGUGUGCAGUGAUAAGAACAUUAGCAUAGGAAUAACAAUUUGGGACCUAGAAAAUGGUGAUCGUCUUCUCCACAUACCAACUUGUUCUUCACCUCCUCAUGGCCUCAUUUCUUUGAGAAACCAAUAUCUUGUGGCUUCUCAGGUUCAAAGAACUGGCUCGGUUAGUGGUGGGGUCAUUUUCAGUUGGCCCUUAAGUAAGCAUCAAGCCACUUUAAGGAGCUAUCUACUGGAAUCCACUGGACCCCUAUCGUGCACAAGGGAUGGAACAUAUCUGGCUUGUGGAGCUACUUCUGGAAAUAUAUACGUUUGGGAGGUUACUUCUGGGAGGCUACUGAAGAACUGGUCAGCACAUCACACCUCAAUAUGCUGUAUGGUUCUUUCUAGCGAUGAUUCCUUUCUUAUCUCUGGUUCAGCGGAUGGAAGUAUUGCUGUUUGGUCCAUGAUUGGUUUGCUGGCUGAGGGCAAUUGUGAUUGCUUAACCUCAAUCGUGAGUAUGUCCAAAGACCACACGGGAGCUAUAACUGGCCUAUUGCCUGCAUCCACCAACUCCAGUUCUAAUUUUAUCUCAAGCUCCGUCGAUGGAACCUGCAAGGUGUGGAAUAUGUUGUCAGGGAAUCUUAUAAAAACGAAAGCUUUUCCAUUGCCAAUAACUGCAAUUGUUCUUGAUCUUCUUGAAGAAAUUUUGUUCUGUGGAAGUGAAAAUGGGGCAAUUUUCUUGAACAAAUUUGAUGCUGGACUUCUAAAUGAUCCUUUUUCCAAUCCAUGUGGUGAACAAAUUGUGCUAAAUGGACACCAAAAAUCAAUAACUGCAUUGACAUCUUGCAAAGCGGGUCUGGUUUCUGCUUCUGAUGACUGUACUGUUUGCCUCUGGGACACCGUCAAUUAUACCAUUAUUAGAAGAUUCAACCACUUUAAAGGGCCAAUAUCUAAUUUGGUGGCAAUCAGUAAGUCAUCUUUAAUACCUAAGAACAACCAGAGAACCUCUCAAUUCCGUGUUUGUGUGCUUGACAAGAAUUCUCAGCCUACCAACUUUGCCAAGGAAACAGUUAAACUUCUGCCUUCAAGCACUGCCCAAGAAGAAGCCGAUGCCAUGUUAGGCUGCAGAAGCACGAAUUUGCUUGAGAAGCACAUACUUGAUUUAGAGAGAGGGAGGACGCUUGAUGCUCUACAAAUGAAAAUAGAAACAAAUAGAGAGAAUCAGAUGUGGGCUAUAAAGAUGACAAAGCACACAAUGGAGAUGAACCAAUGUCUUCAAUCUGCUUAUUUGGAUUUGCUGCAUGAUCGAUUACUGCAGCCUCAUGAUUCAAGACUGAAGAUGGAAAAGUAAAAGUUAGGUUGAAGAUGAUCAAUUUUGAGGUGUCAACUGAUAGUUCUCACGUGUAUUGUCUAAUUUCCAUGAUUUGGAUUGGCUGUCCAUUUAGGUGAGAACUAAUGCUUUACUAUAAAAGCAAAGCCUGACAUUACGUUU
Molecule: messenger RNA, 1491 nt
Organism: Coffea eugenioides
Lineage: Eukaryota; Viridiplantae; Streptophyta; Magnoliopsida; Gentianales; Rubiaceae
Product: protein ROOT INITIATION DEFECTIVE 3-like
Exons: 8
Coding region: 1-1350 (449 amino acids)
Biological process (GO): rRNA processing; DNA-templated DNA replication
Cellular component (GO): nuclear pre-replicative complex
Molecular function (GO): protein binding
Source: RefSeq, a predicted model, not a curated record